AUCUCGAAACCCAACUUCCAGCGGCCUGAUCGGGCGCUCCUGGGCGAUGCUGUUCGCUUCAGUCGGCUACCAGGUCACCAUCUUCGACAUCGUGCCCAAGCAGGUCUCGGAUGCCCUCGAAGACAUCAAGGUGCAGCUCGUGACGCUAGAGAAGGACGGCCUGCUGCGGGGAGAGAUCAGCGCUGCUGAGCAGUUCAAGUGCAUUAAAGGCACAACAGUCCUAGCAGAGGCCGUGAAAGGCGCCAUCUUCGUGCAAGAAUGCGUCCCGGAGAGCCUGGAGCUGAAGCGGAAGGUGUUCGCGGACCUGGACCAGGUGGUUGAUGACCGCACCAUCCUGUCCACCUCCACCAGCACCACGCUGCCCUCGCUCAUCUCGGAGGGGCUUAAGCAUAAGUCGCAGGUGAUCGUGUCCCACCCAGUGAACCCUCCCUACUACGUGCCGCUGGUGGAGAUAGUCCCCGCGCCGUGGACCAAGCCGGAGGUGGCGAGGAAGACCCGCGAGAUCAUGCUGGAGAUCGGCCAGGAGCCCGUGUCGCUCACGCGCGAGAUCGACGGCUUCGUGCUCAACCGCAUACAAUACGCCAUCCUGAACGAGGUGUGGCGCAUGGUGGACGGCGGCGUGGUGGAUGUCCAGGACAUCGACAAGGUCAUCUCUGAAGGGCUCGGCAUGAGAUACGCUUUCCUGGGGUCUCUUGAGACCGCGCAUCUUAACGCUGAGGGCAUGAAGAGCUAUAUUGAAAGGUACGGCGAGACAAUCUACAAAGUGAGCACCACCAUGGGUGAGAUCCCUCGCAUGACUCAAAGCAAGAGUGCGGCCUCCAUCUGUGAACAACUGAACAAGAUGGUGCCCAUCGACCGGCUGCCGGAGCGCCGCGCCUGGCGGGACGCCUGCCUCACCCGGCUCGCCAUGUUGAAGAAGGAAAUGAACAAGACCUACAAGAAGUGAAAUGUUGACUAUGGAUUGUUAUUUUGUUAAAUGUUUAUCAUAAAAAAUCUAAAGCA
Molecule: messenger RNA, 1002 nt
Organism: Plutella xylostella (diamondback moth)
Lineage: Eukaryota; Metazoa; Arthropoda; Insecta; Lepidoptera; Plutellidae
Gene: Had1
Product: beta Hydroxy acid dehydrogenase 1
Biological process (GO): fatty acid metabolic process
Molecular function (GO): L-gulonate 3-dehydrogenase activity; NAD+ binding
Source: RefSeq, a predicted model, not a curated record